This is a messenger RNA of Diabrotica balteata, 318 nucleotides long. The record is from the annotation of a GenBank genome assembly. Lineage: Eukaryota; Metazoa; Arthropoda; Insecta; Coleoptera; Chrysomelidae.
AUGCAAUCUGGUAAGCCGCUACCACUGAAAGAAAAUGCCUUAUUUAAAAGAAUCUUGAAGUGUUACGAGCAGAAACAGUACAAAAAUGGUUUGAAAUUUGCGAAGCAAAUCCUCUCAAAUCCCAAAUACACAGAACAUGGAGAGACCCUUGCGAUGAAAGGCUUGACCCUCAACUGCUUUGGUAGAAAAGAGAAAGCUUAUGAAUAUGUCAGAAGAGGUUUAAGGAAUGACCUCAAAUCUCAUGUAUGCUGGCAUGUUUAUGGACUGCUGCAGAAGUCUGACAAAAAGUACGAUGAGGCCAUCAAGUGCUAUAUGUAG